Messenger RNA from Macrosiphum euphorbiae (potato aphid), 351 nucleotides. The record is from the annotation of a GenBank genome assembly. NCBI's taxonomy places the organism in Eukaryota, Metazoa, Arthropoda, Insecta, Hemiptera, Aphididae.
AUGCACCUUGAUGGCCACGGGAGGACGGUAUCGACCGACGUAGUAAGAUGCGUUCUGGAGGAGCUCACUGCGUCGCCGGGACAUGGCGAAUGCAGAAUUGUCGAUCCCACUACACCACCACCGGCAUUUGUACCCAAGCCAUCACCCGUUCACGCACCACCCCCAUUACAACAGAGAGGUCUGCAUGGGCGUGGCGUCCAUGUUCAUGAGGGACGGAGUACCGCCAAACAUCACAGUUUAAGAAACAACGGCCCACCUUUUAGCUAUAAGGAAUAUGGGUGGGUGCACAAUUGUUGCGGGAGAUCCAGGAGAAUAGGCGACACCGUAGAUGUAUGGGAAGAGGGGACAUAA